Messenger RNA from Acanthoscelides obtectus, 4256 nucleotides. NCBI's taxonomy places the organism in Eukaryota, Metazoa, Arthropoda, Insecta, Coleoptera, Chrysomelidae. The record is from the annotation of a GenBank genome assembly.
UUAUUUUUUCAAAUGUAGUUUACAUUUUUUAUUUAAAUAGUUUAACUGUUUUUGUGGAAUGUUUUGUACACAUUUUUUAGUACGUGCCUGCAGUGUAUCAGUGAAAGUGCCUUUAUUGUUAAGUUAUAGAUUCGCUAUGAUUCUGUGAUAAAAUGCGGCCGCUGUCUAUUCUAAUAAUUCAUCUUCAAAUCGUAUAUUGCGGAAUUGUUCUUCCUCAAAAUGAAACUUCACCGCAGAGCUAUUACGACUCAUUCAGGGGCGAUUCUAUUCCACAUAUCAGACACAGGGAGCUGAAGAAACCUAAGGAUACCAAUGCAAUGUAUCUAGAUGAUUUCAGAGAUUAUUGUCAAAGACCCGCAAAAUGUGAAAUGCUGAACUACACUACCUGUAUGGGGGCAAAGUUACCUUAUCACAGUACAACCUUAGAUCUUACAGAUCUCAAGUCGCAAGAUGCUGUUCAAGAAAAACUGCAGUUGUAUCAAUAUUUGCACUUUAUACCUAACUGUUGGGCUGUCAUACAGCCAUUUCUGUGUGCCUUAUACAUGCCAAAAUGUGAGAAGGGCAAAGUAGAUUUACCUUCAAGAGAGAUGUGCAGAAUUACACUGGAACCAUGUAAAAUUUUAUAUAACAGCUCCCUAUUUCCUGAGUUUUUAAAUUGUGAGGAUGAGAGACUCUUUCCUCCAAGGUGCAAAAAUGAUAUCCAAGAGAUGAAAUUCAAUACCACAGGUUAUUGCAUGGACCUAUUAGUUAAAACUGAUAAGCCUGAUUGGUGGUAUCCAGAUAUCAAUGGUUGUGGACUAAAAUGCAAAGAUUCAUUAUAUACUGAAAAUGAACAUUACCAAAUUCAUAAGCUGAUUGCUUACUGCACAUUGUUAUGUGUCCUUCUUAACUUAUUUGCUGUAUUCACAUUUAUCAUUGAUUGGCGAACUGGCAACAAGUAUCCAGCAUUAGCAAUUUUUUAUGUAAACCUCUGCUUUUGUAUUUCCUAUGGAGGAUGGCUAGUGCAAUUUUUGGGAGCUGAUACUAGGGAAGAUGUUGUAUGUAAAAAAGAUGGUACUAUACGGAAGUCGGAGCCUAGUGCUACUGAAAAUCUGUCAUGUGUCAUUGUUUUUGUUAUGGUUUAUUAUUUUGCUAUAGCAGGAAUGGUGUGGUUUGUUAUUUUCAGUUAUUGUUGGUAUAUGAGCUCCCUACAAGCUUUGGGGAAAAUACAGGAGAGAGUAGACCGUAAACGUGCAUAUUUCCAUCUUGUCGCUUGGAGUUUUCCGUUAAUAAUGACUAUAACGACUAUGGCGAUAGGCGAAAUUGAUGGCGAUUUUGUAACAGGCAUUUGUUUUGUUGGGGUGAUUAGCAAAGCUGCUCGAACAGGAUUGUUACUGGCUCCUCUUGCUGCUACAAUGAUUGUCUCAGCUUAUAUAAUUGCGAGAGGUUUGCUUCUAUUGAUUAAAGUGAAGGCCGAAAGUGAAGAGAUUAUUUCCGAACAUUCAAGUAGGAAAAUAAGGUCAAACAUCGUUAGAAUGGGAGUGUUCGCAACUUUCAUGACCAUAUUUUGUUUUAUUACCUUUGGGUAUCAUCAUUACCUUUUCCAGAAUACUGAGCUUUGGCAGAAUAGUCUGAGGAGCUAUAUUUUAUGCAAAUUGACGAACUUGGGGUUUGAUUCUUCCCAUUGUAAGCAAGACAGUCGUCCUAGCGUAGCAAUGUUGCAAUUACAAUUGUUAGCAUUGUUUGGAAUUGGACUUUCAAUGGCUUCUUGGGUAUGGUGCGAUUCCACUUUGCAUACUUGGGGGCGAUACAUACGAAGAAAAUUUAACUGUGAAGUGGAAGAGCCGAUGAAGUUACCAAAACAUAAAAUAAUCGCACAAGCAUUUGCAAAAAGGAAGAAGUUCAAUGAAGGAGGUCAAAUUUCGAUCCUAUGUCAGAAUCAUACUGAUCCUGUGGGUUUACAUUUCGAACUGAACAGCGUGGCAAGCAAUGAGCUGAGUACCACAUGGGCCGCUAAUCUGGCCAGGUUUGUUAAUAGACGAGGAGCAGUGCCAAAUGAAAUAGCUAAUUCUAUUUCUAGCAAUAAUCAAUCUCUUGAUAGUGAGGUGAGCCUCAACGUUAGACAUGUAAGCAUAGAGAGCAGAAGAAAUUCAGGAGACAGCCAGUUGUCUGUUCAAAUUGCAGAAUUGAAAGCUACAAGAAAGGUCAAGUCCAGGAGACAUAGGACUACGCACAAACGUUACUGUCGCCGGAAUUCGAGGAAUCUCGGUAACUCAACGUCAAAACUGUCAAAGUCAACCACAAAAAGGGAUAGUAGCACCAGCCUGGAUUCUCACAUGCAGUUGAUCAAUGCUUUGACGCAUACCGGCGAUAUCAAGAGCUUCGCUCCCAAUCUAAACAGGAGAGUAGCGAAUGCCGGACUAGACGGACAGCAUAUUCAACAGUUGUUAAGUAAUGGAAAACUUGUUAUUCCGCGAGCCACCAGUUGUAACGGAAAAACUUAUGGAAGUGAGGAUGAAAAUGUAUCAGUAACAUAUUCCGAAAGUACCAUAAACAUGAAAGUACAAAAUAAUCUCGACUUGAACGACGAGUUGGUGAUGAAGUCAUUGAAGCAAGGCCUAAAGAUUGAACACUUGGAUAGUUCAAGUUGUGAGGAUAGCAAGGAUUAUGAUCAGGAAAAGAAGACAAAGUCUGGCAGGGAAUCCCACUCCAGUCGCCGGUCAAAGAGGUCCAAGAUGUCGAGAAAGAAAUAUACCAGUAAAAGCUCCGGAAGUAACAGUGACAGUUCAUCAUGCCCUGAAAUCAAACAGCUUGUGCAAAGCUCUUUGAACUCUGGAGUAUCGACUGAAAAGACACGUCAGGGUUCUAGACAGUCAAAAAUGUCCAACGAUGUUGCUAUUCAAACUAAUGCUACGGACAUGGACAUUGAAAUGAAGAGUCUGAACAGAAGUACAGAAGAUGAAAAGAAACCUAAAAGCAAGAAGAUGAAAACUAAAGAGAACAAAAAAUACCGUAGUUCAAGUAAAUACCUGGAAGAUAAAAUGAGACAGUCGAAAGAAAAGUACAGAGAGUAUGGCAGUUCGCAAGAGAGACAGUCUCUUUAUAAAGAUAAGACGUAUUCCGAUAUGAGCGACGAAGAAUUGAUUAAUAAGAAAGAAAAGAAUAAGGCAAGCAUCAAAAAGUCAAAGGAAAUGUUUUGAUUUUUCAUCAUCUUCAUUUUGAGAUGUGUUUUGUAUUUUGUGUUUAACUAUUGACUGAAAUUCGUUACAUUCACAAGAUCUCAUAGCAACGUAAUUAUGUAAUGAAAUUGGAGGGUAUUCAUAUACAUGCUAGUAUUUUCAACUGAAGGUUAAAUUUCGACAUUUCUAACAGUGUUUUCUUACCGCAGUUGUUUGUUGAACGUAAAUCUGUGCAAAUAUUUUAACUGCUAGCUUUUGUCUUUCCAUAAUCAGUCUAAUUAUUUGGAUAAAUCAUUUUUACGUAUGCACUGGGCGCAUUUUAAACCCAAGGCAUGGCUACAGUAUUUGUGAAAAUAUGUUACCAGGAAUGUAUCUUUUUACACACUUUAAUAACAAUUAGAUCUGUCUUUUAACUAAUCAUCACACCCAAAUUUUCUGUUAUCAUGAAUUUGUGAUAUUUUUUUGUAUAUAGUCUUAUAUCAACUUACAUAAUGGUAUCAUAGUUAUGUUUAAUUUGAUUAUUAGUAGUUUCAACGAAUGUUCUAAUUGUUGAUAUCUUUAAAGUAUGGAGAGUCUCCAUAUCCAUACACAGACUGAAUAUGGUUUUAUUUAAAUAACUUUUUUUAGAUUAAGAUAAUGUUUAAGAUUAAGCAUCAUUAAGUUUAAGUAUGACUAAUACUCUUCUAUAUUUUUAUAGAAACAUUAUUGAAAUGUUAUGUAUAAACAUUGCGUGUCGUACUCGCCAAAUACUGAAAUUGAAGGAUGGGUAGUUUUACUCAACUAGUAAGGAUUCGGGGUAAAUUUUAAAUCUCAGUUAUACCACACUUCAAAACUCUGAUGGCCCUUUUUAUACAGAACUGAUAAUGCAACAUAUUUUGGUUGAUUUACGCGAAUUAGUUCAAUGCACAUUUUAGUGACAUGGAAUUUGUUAUAGAUGUUCACAAAUGUGUAACAUUUGUAUAUAACCUUGACUGGUAUGAACCUUGUUAGUGUCUUAGGUUAUUGUGCAGUUCAUAUUUUUGAAUUGAAUUUUGAAGACUUGCUUGUGUGCCUUCAUGGUUUGUAAUUUUAUAUGAAAUUUUCAAAUAUACAUUUAUC